AUGAGCACCAAUAGCUCUUUUAUAAAGAUUGGAAUUAUCGGAAAACCAUCAUGUGGAAAGAGUACAUUAUUGAAUGCCAUUGCUGAUGCAAAUGCAAAAACAGGAAAUUAUCCAUUCACCACCAUCGAACCCAAUCAUGGAACAGCUUUAUAUAAGGCCAGUAUUCCAUGUCCAUGUGCAGAAUAUGGUUUGCAGAAAUACUGUAAACCAAAAUAUGGAAAAUGUGCCAAUUCUGUGAGAUACAUUCCAAUUAGUGUGAUGGAUGUGGCUGGACUAGUUCCUGGAGCUUCUUUGGGAAAAGGUUUGGGAAACAAAUUUUUGGACGAUUUAAGACAUGCACAUGUAUUGAUUCAUGUAUUAGACGUCUCUGGAACCACCAAUGAAAAGGGAGAAAACUGUGAAGGAUACGAUCCUAUCAAUGACAUUGAAUGGCUUGAAAAAGAAAUUCACGAUUGGAUUUUUAAUAAUUUAUGGAGCCGUUGGGAUAGUAUCGUAAGAAAGCAUCGACAAUGCAAAAAUACAAUUACUGAAACAUUUUCUCAACAACUUAGUGGUUACGGAUGCAAUAGAAAAUUUAUUGUUUCUUUUUGUGACCAUUUAGCUCGAACAAUGACUCAACUCAUUGAUGACAAUGUUAACGAAGAAGAAAAAAGAAAUCUCUAUUCCAAACAUAUCAAGCCACUUGAUAAGUGGUCUGAAGAGGAUCUUCAUGCAUUUGUUUCCAUAUUUGUGUCAUUCAGAUUUCCAACUUUAUAUGCGCUGAAUAAGAUUGACCACAAAGCGAGCUCCAAAUAUAUUAACAAAUUUUAUGAAAAGUAUGACAAUGAUCGAAUUGUGCUCACUUCAGCCUUAGCUGAGUGUUUUUUAAAGAACAUGAGAAAGAAAGGAUAUAUUUUUUACAAUGAAGGUGACAGUGAGGUUAAAACAUUUGAAGAUUUUGAGGAAAACGAUGAAGAAAGAAAAUUACUAAAACCAAUCACCGAUCAGAAAAAUUUACAAAUCCUUCAAAAUAUUAAGGAUUUUGUACUUGCGAGAUUUGAUUCGACAGGUGUCACAGAAGCCAUAAAAAAGGCUGUAGAUCUUCAAGAACCUGUCAUUAUAUAUCCAGUGAAUCAAAAUAUUACUCAACUCUCAGAACACAUGAAAGAUCGAGAAGAUGUGGAAGAUGUAAGAGUCUUUGAGGAUGUGGCUCUCAUGAGAUAUGGCAGCUCUGUUAAAAGUUUUGUGAGCAAAUUCUACCGUUCAAUUAUACCCACUGAGCAGCAAAUUAUUUCAGAAUCUGGAAAACCAAUGCUUCCUCCAUAUUUCGUCGAAGGUAUCGAUGGAAGAAGACUUGCUGAACAUCAUCUCUUUAAAAAAGAUUGCAACAAUAUCAUUCGAGUGGUAUUCACUGGCAAUUAA
This is a messenger RNA of Naegleria fowleri, 1401 nucleotides long. RefSeq lists its product as uncharacterized. The coding region runs from base 1 to 1401 and encodes 466 amino acids. Gene Ontology annotation, molecular function: ATP hydrolysis activity; GTP binding. Gene Ontology annotation, cellular component: cytoplasm. Lineage: Eukaryota; Heterolobosea; Eutetramitea; Acrasida; Naegleriidae. The transcript has 7 exons. The record is from RefSeq and is a predicted model, not a curated record.